CUCGUCAAUGCCGCCCAUAUUUUACCCUAGAUUUUUAUUAAUUUGAUGAUACCGAAUCCCGCUUUUCCCAAUCCAUUUUCAAUUUUCAAAACUCAUCCCCUCUCUUUCUCUCUCUACCUCCUUCGAUCUCUCUCGGUGUCAGUAAAAUCCCAUGGCCGGGGAAUUUCCCGGUGAUUUAGAUGGCUGAUAUGAGCCGGAGUUCAAGUUUAGAUGCGGAGGAUCCUCUUCAAGCUUACUCAGGACUUUCCUUGUUUCCUCGCACACUAAAAUCCUUGUCGAAUCCUCUUCCUCCUCCUCUUCAUCAAUCAGAAGAUCUACAGCAGACUCAUACUCUCCUUGAAUCUAUGCCUUUUGAAGUUCAAAAUGAGCAUCAGGAGCAGGCAAAAGCUAUCUUUGAAGAUGUGAAUGUUGAUGUCAAGCUGAACCCUAUUCCAAAUAAACGAGAACGAAGACUGGGGUUAGACCGUAAUCGAAAAAGCUUUUCUCUUAACCUUACGUCAAGUCAGCCACCUCCAGUUGCACCAAGCUUUGAUGGUAGUAAAUAUCCGAGACCAGAAGAUUUCUUUGCUGAGUAUGAUAAAUUUGAACUUGCCAAUCGAGAAUGGCAGAAACAGACUGGCUCCAGUGUAAUAGAUACACAACAGAACCCGCCAUCAAGGCGUCCUCGCAGACCAGGAAUUCCAGGGAGGAAACGGCGUCCAUUCGAGCAUACUUUUACGGAUAGUUAUUUCACUGAUGCUAUCAACCUGGAAGCUUCAGAAAAGGAAAACCCCAUUGCUUCUGAACAAAGUUUAGAGAGGACCACAGCUGCACAUGUUACGACUGUGGACAGGGAAGUAGAUGAUUCAACUGUAGACACGGACAAGGACUUAAACAAUAUUUUGAAAGAGUUGCUUGCUUCCAGUCGAGAUGAGCUCGAGGGAGAUGCUGCCGUCAAGCGUUUGGAGGAUGUCUUGCAAAUCAAAUCCCUUAAUGUGGAAAAGUUCUCUAUCCCUGAGUUUCAAGAUGUUAGAAAAAUGAAUAUGAAGGCAUCUGGAAGUAACCCAUCAAACCGAAAGAGUCUGUCAGAUAUACAGAAUAUACUGAAAGGAAUUCACAGAGUUGCGGGUCGAAAAAAUAGCCACUCGCCAUCCCCUCAGACUAGAAAACAUUUUUCAUCACCAAAUCCACCAGUGGAUCAGUUUUCAUUUCCUGACAUCCAUAAUUUGCUUCCAGGAGAUCAACAGCCUAGUGAGGUUGAUGUUCAACCUCUAGCAAAAGAUAUAGCUAAUACAUCCCCGUCUAAUGUGGGUACUGUAGACGUUGCUAGCCCUUUCAACAACUCAGUGGAGAAGAGGUCCGGUGAAGAUGAUUCUCAUAUUCAUUCUGGCAUCCAUAGAUCUCAUUUACGUCCAGAUGGGAAUGCAGAUAUUUGUGUGAUGGAUAGCAUCUCAAACCGAAAUUCAGCCAUGCUAGAGGUGAAUGUAGAUAUGCGAACAACAGGAAAAGAGGUAGAUGUGCCCAUAAGUGAAAGUGGAGCAAACAGAAACACUGGCCAAAGAGAAAAUGAUACUGAUAUCAAUGAAGAAACUGAUCAUUUAGAAAUGCUGGCGGAAUAUGCAUCUAAAGAGGCUACAAGACCUUUUACUGUAGAAGAGGAUAGCAUCCCGUAUCAGCAAGGUACGCCCUCAAACUCUCCAAACAGAGCUCCAGAACAAUACAACACAAUGGAUGGACCCUCUGAACAUGCAGAGCACAAUCAGGGACUACAUGAAGAGGAAAAUGUCAACACGGACUCCGCUUCUGGACUUCAAGAAAAUGCUCUGGAGGCUCACAACUCUUCACACAAACAAACAAAUAAACGAAGAAAGAGAGGAUCUUCUGAUAGCAAUGUGAAAAAGCGAAGUAAGACUGUGCAUGGUGAGACUGGAGGGGACCCGCAAAUGAAAACAUUACCACAUGAGAGUGGAGCGAAGAAGCAAACCAAAAGAAAAUCCAACGAGAGAGAAGAGAAGAAGCCAAAGAACACGCGUAAAACUCUUACGCGUGAGGGUAAACUAUUCUCUCGCAGGAAAAGCCUUGCAGCUGCUGGUACUAAAAUGGAAGGUGGUGUCAGACGAAGUACAAGGAUUAAGUCAAGACCACUCGAAUACUGGAAAGGUGAAAGAUUCUUGUACGGACGCAUCCAUGAGAGUUUGACUACUGUUAUCGGCAUAAAGUAUGCAUCCCCUGGAGAAGGUAAAAGUGACUUGCGUGCAUGUAAGGUGAAAUCAUUUGUCUCUGAUGAGUACAAAGAGCUGGUUGAUUUUGCCGCUUCGCAUUGAAGAAUGAUAAUCCUAGGAAGGAAGUGAUCAAACAUCCUCUUGUGAUCAUAAUUCUAUUGAUAGUAUCUUGUGUCCACGACCUUCUCUUGGGUCCAAACUCGUCACUGUAUUUCUUUAAAACCGCAACACUUUAAGACUCUGUAAAUGUAACGGAAGUUUUCAACUUUCAAUUAGUCUCUCUUCAUUGAUACUUUGUCAA
Molecule: messenger RNA, 2502 nt
Organism: Arabidopsis lyrata subsp. lyrata
Lineage: Eukaryota; Viridiplantae; Streptophyta; Magnoliopsida; Brassicales; Brassicaceae
Exons: 11
Coding region: 180-2303 (707 amino acids)
Biological process (GO): spindle attachment to meiosis I kinetochore; kinetochore assembly; attachment of mitotic spindle microtubules to kinetochore
Cellular component (GO): kinetochore
Molecular function (GO): centromeric DNA binding
Source: RefSeq, a predicted model, not a curated record